CAUCCAUCUAUCCAUCUAUCUAUCCAUCUAUCUAUCUAUCGCAUUCCUUAAUGCACACCUAAUGUCUAGAGUACACGGGCGUGGUUCUACAUAGUAGCCCGAACACUAUGUGUAAGUUAAGUAUGCAUUUGAAUCUAAAUUCAGUAAUCUAAACAUUUACUAGAUACUUGAUUAUCACUUAAAACGUGGACAAAAUUUGGUGGUUGAAAGUAAAAUCAGCUGCUACAUGUAUGACUGUGGAGAUGGAAGAAGACAGUGUAGCAUGGGUCUUCCAUCAUGCCUGUAUGACAGUGUAAUCUGCAUUGUUUUCAUAAAACAUAGUUUAAUAAUAAAACAUCAGCAUGCUAAAUAAGCUGUUCCUGCAGUGGUUUACCAGAUGUCCCUGGUCCCUGAUUGGGUGAAGGGUUGCAUCAGGUGUUGCACAGUCUGAAGGUUUAUUUGAUAUCCAAAUGACCAGGAAUCCUGCCUUUGGUCAUAAAUGACACUCCUUUAUGACCCUGAACAGACAGUUACAGCAUCAUCUGAUAAAAAGCCGAUGGGGCAAACUAGCCACUUACUAUUAAUGAAGGCUAUAUGACAUAUGUACAACCCCUGUCCUGGAUGCCAUGUUUGUACCAAAUCAUCAGAAUCAGAAUCCAAUUCCAUGAUUCCAGUCAGCUGUUGACAUCACCGGUUUAACAUGAAGUCAUCAUUUCAUUGUUUUACCUCAUUAAUAGCCCUGAAAUGCAACCAUCCCAUCUUUUUUGGAAUGUGUUGCAGGCAUCAGAACUGAAAUGAGUGCUUAUUUUGAGCAUAACGUUGAUGAGGUAUCACAUCAAAUACUGUGCUGCUGUAUUGUUUUCAAUGUAAUACAGGACACAGAUGAUUUUCACAUCACUAUUUUGAUUUUACAUACAUCCCAACUUGUUCUGAUGUGGGGCUGUACAGUAUAGAGCUGCAUGCAGCCAUUCAUUUACACUGAACAAGCAAACAAUCAAAUUAAUCAGCACUGACACUAAUUCUUGCACAGAACAGAUUGCAUCCAGUUUCUUUUAUUCCAUGUGUAAUUCUUUCAGUAUUUUAUUUUGCAGCUACAAACCUACAACCGAUAUGCUGAAUGACAACUCAAAACAACUGUGUGUGUGAAAAGCAGUUGUGAAAAUCACUUAGUCACCCAAACAGCAAGAAAAACAUUUUCUCACCUGCCUUCGAUGGUGUUCAGCCAUUCAAACGCUGUUGGUUGUAUUUACCCACAUUUUGAGAAAUCCAUGUUUGAGAUAUCUGACUUUGCCCAUGAAUUUUUUAUUUCUGGUGGAAAGAAAUGGAAAGAAAAGUCUAAAAAAAAUGGCCAACAGCAACAUCUCUUUUCAGAAACAGUCUCUAUUACUUUAGACAAUAAAAACACUUUUUAUGUGGAGCGUUUUUUCAGUAGUUUCAAUUAGAUGAAACAAAGGUUUAAAAUAAUGUUUGUGGAUUAAUGGAGAUGCUCUUUUUGGAAACACAUGCUGCUUUUAAAUGUUUUAUUAAUACUUUUUCAGUUCAGUGCCUCCACUGUUUUGCUGCAGCAUCAGGAAUACCAGAGAACCUGGGCAACUAAAAUAAAAGCUAUGACAUGGCUAAUUAUGGAGUGAGGGAGAAAACACGAUUUCUUUAUCUAAUCUGAAUGAACUGCCUUAUUUACUAUAUAUACCAGUCUACACCAUGACUCCAUAGGCAGUUUGACAACAACACAUUCAUCAUUACCUGUGUUACAUGUUUUGCUUCCAUCUUAAUUUGCAAUGCAUAUUUCUUGGGGUGCGUCCUGAGUACAGCCACAGGCUAUGCAUUUAACUCCACUUUAGAGCAGAUGGAGGGAUAAGCUUGUCAGUGGUUAUGAACAUGAUGGACAUCAAGACAGUGGAAAUUGUUCAGUUUCUGCAAUAAACUGGAGUGGAGGUCACUUUAGAAUCCCAAAAUGAAUAAGAAAAGAUACUUUCUGGAUCCUCCAGUGGUCAAAGACUACCUGGUAAAAGGAGAAAGAUUUACCAAGUGGACAGAGGACUCCACUAAGACUGCUCCUGUCACCAUAAAGAUGGAUCCCAAAGGUUUUUAUGUGUACUGGAUUAACCAAAGCAAGGAGACAACAUUUCUGGAUGUUGCUACUAUCAGAGAUACCAGAACAGGAAAAUAUGCUAAACUUCCCAAACACCCUAAGGUCCGUAACGUGUUCAACCUUGAUUUCCCAGACAGCAACCAUCUCGCCAAAACUCUAACCAUCGUCUCGGGUCUAGACACGGUGAAUCUGACCUAUCAUAACUUCUUUGCCUCUAAAGACAAGGUGGCACAGAACUGGGCAAAUGACAUUCUUGAAAUUGCCUACAAUGCUGCAAGAAACAAUGCAUGCAGACAAGUCUUCCUGGACAAAAUAUAUGUCCGCAUUUUUCUUCAGACCAACAAAGACGGCAAGAUCCCAGUGAAGAAUAUUUACAAGAUGUUCCCUGCAGAUAAGAAGAGGGUGGAAAGUGCCUUAGCAUCAGCACACCUCCCUAAAGGAAAGUAUGACAGCAUGAAGCCUGAUGUGUUCACCGAGUCUGCCUUCAAGACGUUUCUGACACAUCUCUGCCCGCGGCCUGAGAUCUAUGAGAUCUUCACUUCUUACUCCACUAAACCAACCAUGACAAAGGAGAACUUCACAAAGUUCCUCAACGAGAAACAGAGGGACUCUCGGCUCAAUGAGGAGCUGUUUCCGCGUCUGCGGCAGGAUCAGAUCAAGGCCCUGAUUGACAAAUAUGAACCCAUCUCAUCUAAUUCUAACAGAGGUCUGAUUUCUCCAGAAGGUCUUUUAUUUUUCUUGAUGGGGCCUGAGACAUCUGUUGUGAUGCAGGACAGGCUAGCUAAGAGUCAGGACAUGACCCAGCCCGUACCCCAUUAUUUCAUCAAAUCGUCCCACAACACAUACCUGACAGCCGGUCAAUUCUCUGGUGUGUCCUCUCCGGAGAUGUACCGUCAGUGCCUGCUGUCCGGCUGUCGGUGUCUGGAGCUGGACUGCUGGAAGGGCAAGCCUCCAGAUGAAGAGCCGAUCAUCACACACGGCUUCACUAUGACAACGGAGAUCCUCUUCAAGGAUGUAAUUGAAGCCAUAGCUGAGAGUGCCUUCAAGACCUCACAGUACCCUGUUAUCCUGUCAUUUGAGAACCACGUUGACUCGGUGAAACAACAGGAGAAAAUGGCCAACUACUGCAAAACUAUAUUUGGCGAUGCCCUGCUAACAGACCCACUGGACAAGUAUCCUCUGAAGCCAGGCCAGCAGAUCCCCAGCCCAUCUGAGCUCAUGGGCAAGAUCCUCAUCAAGAACAAGAAGGGCAGCGAAGCAAAGCCACCCCAGGCUAAAAAACCCACCACAGCAGCCAGUGACCAGGCCACAAGUACAGCUGCAGCCACCAAAGACCCAAACAGUGCUUCCCAGGAUCCUGCAAACCCAGCACCCGGCACCCAGGAUAACCAAGAAGGGGAUCCUGCUGUGGAAGACAAUGAGGAGCAGGAGGAGACAGAGGAACAGGAUGAGGAGAAAAUGAAAACAUCAGAUGAGGGCACAGCUGGACAAGAAGUAAUAGCAUAUGAGGCCAUGUCAUCGCUGGUCAACUACAUCCAGCCCAAUAAAUUCAUCUCUUUUGACAAUGCCAAAAAGAAAAACAAGAGCUAUGUCAUCUCAUCUUUUGUGGAGACCAAAGGGGAGGCAAUGAUCGCCAAGGCUGCUGUUGAAUUUGUCGAAUACAAUAAGAGGCAGAUGAGCAGGAUAUACCCCAAAGGAACAAGAAUGGACUCAUCUAAUUACAACCCUCAGCCUUUUUGGAACGUAGGCUGCCAGAUGGUGGCACUCAACUAUCAGACGAUGGAUUUCCCCAUGCAGCUGAACAUGGCUCUGUUUGAAUUCAAUGGCAGAACAGGCUACCUACUUAAGCAUGACAUUCUGCGUCGCAGUGAUAAGAAGUUUGACCCUUUCUGUGACAGGAUUGACACUGUUGUGGCAAGCACACUGACCAUUAAGAUCUAUUCGGGCCAGUUCCUGUCUGACAAGAAUGUGAAAACAGGGGUGGAGGUGGAGGUGAUCGGGCUGCCAGGAGAGCCCAAGAAGAAAUAUCGCACCAAGUGGUCGACUACAGCCAAUGCCAUUAACCCUGUGUGGAAUGAGGAGCCUUUUGUUUUUGAGAAGAUCCUUCUCCCAGAAAUGGCUUCUCUAAGGAUGGUAGUCAAUGAGGAGAAUGGCAAAUUUGUGGGACACAGAAUCAUCCCUGUUGAUUCCAUCCAGUCAGGCUUUCAUCACAUCUGCCUGCGCACUGAGAGCAACAUGCCACUCACUUUGCCUGCUCUCUUUGUGUACAUCGAGGUCAAGGACUACAUCCCUGCUGCAUUUGCAGAUUUCACAGAUGCUUUAUUUAACCCAACAAAGGGAACAGAGAAGACCACGAAGACUCCCAAGGAGUCAUCUUCUGACUACAUUUCUCCUUAUGAGUUGCCUCUUGUGGCCCAAACCCCCUCGAGCAAAGAUCAGGAAAGUGGAUCCCCUGCCACAGAAAAGCCUUCAUCCGAACCUACACCGCCUGUCAAUGACAAUGACCAAUCAUCCCAGUCUCCACCAGAAGCUAGAGCAGAAGAAAUAAAAGCAGAGGCAGGGAACACAACAGCUACUCCUCAACCUGCAGUGCAACCUCCUGAAACAGCUCCAGCACCAGAUGCAGAAGCAUCUGAAACCCUCCCUGAAGCCACUUCUUCCCCUGUGGAAAAAGGAGAGACAGCUCCUGUAACCAAAGCUGAACUGGUGAAUGACUCCAGCACAAACCCUGAGCCUAACUCAGACAAUAAAACAAUUACAGAGGAGGCUCCAGGACAGCCUGAUGCCAUGUUCAUGUCCUGUCCAGCACCAGGAUCAGAUGACUCAUCUAAGCCGCUGACAAGCAGUGAAGAGCCUUUGACUGUGACUACUGAAGAACUGAAACAGCACAAGAACUAUUUGAAGGUCAUCAAGCGUCAGGAGAAAGAGAUGAAAGAAGUAGAAAAGAAGUAUCAGAAAAAAGGAGAAGACCUGAAUCAAAAAUACUCAGACUCUCUCAAGGCCAUCAAGAAGAAGCUCUCAGUGAAGAAAAAAGAUGGAGGGGGAAACACCUCUGACUCCAGUGUGAAGACAGAACUGGUGCAGGAGCAGAAGGAAAAAAUGCAGGCUGAGCUGCGAGAUCUGUGGACAGAUCAGUAUGAUCAGCUGAAGAAGAAAAAAGAGCAGUUUGCUACAUUAAGACUAGCCAAACUGAUGGAGAUGGCCACAGAGAGACAUAUGAGUGAACUGAAGACCCUGGAGAGUGAAAGCAAAGAAAAUAAGAAGAAAAUGUCCUCAAAAUGUUCAUCCUCAGAAAAAGCAAAGCUGAAAAAGGCAAUGAGCACAGAACAGCUGGAUGAGGCUAGUCAGUCUGACGGCGCAUCUUCAGAUUACAGCCCACAGCAAGAGGCUUUGAUGAAGAAACAGGCUGCUACACUGGAAGAAAUUAAGACUCUGACUAAUCAGCUCAAUCAGGAGGCCCUGAAGGAGCACGAUCAGAAACUGAGGUCUCUGCCAGAGGUGGUGAGGGAGGCUGUCAAUGUCUGUGUGGGGACUCACUUCCCUGAGCUGGUUGACCAGGCUGGAGACAAGAAGGUGGAGGGAGUGGGCAGCUAUGGUGAUGUCUUCCUGGGUUAAACUUUGCUGUUGAUCCCUGACCCCUCGGUUUAGCCCUGUUUUCUCAAUCCUCCAACAUAUUUGAACCUUAAAUAAUCUACAGCAUGAGUAGUUAUGAAACAAUAAAUUAUUCAUUUAGGAAAGCUCUGUGUGAAAUUUCAAUUUAGAGGUGCUAUUCAUAGAAAGAGUAUUUUUUAGCAACUUUCAAGCCUUAAUGAUGUUUUCAUGGAUCUGCUGUAGACCAAAAGUUAGAUGAUUUGUAAAUGAUUUUCUUUUUUUAUUUGACUCUUUAUUUCAGUUGCUUUACACUAGUAGAAAGCUAAUGUACUAAUGCAUGAAGCCACAGCAAAAGUCUGAGAAUUUGUUGUGUUGUCCUCACAAAGAAUAUUCCUAUAAAGUCACUACACCUGGACAAGCAGGACACACAGCACCAGAAAGAAUUGUUGUUAUUGUGAUCAACACUUAAUAAACUUUGUUACCCUGUACACAUGAGUUUACUCUCAAAGGGAGUUUCAUGAUCAUAUUUUGUAUAUGAUGUCUA
Monopterus albus (swamp eel) is the source of this 6206-nucleotide messenger RNA. It is a transcript of the gene plcb2, whose product is annotated as phospholipase C, beta 2. Bases 1934 to 5686 code for a protein of 1250 amino acids. Gene Ontology annotation, biological process: release of sequestered calcium ion into cytosol; phosphatidylinositol metabolic process; phosphatidylinositol-mediated signaling. The record is from RefSeq and is a predicted model, not a curated record. Gene Ontology annotation, cellular component: cytoplasm. Gene Ontology annotation, molecular function: calcium ion binding; phosphatidylinositol-4,5-bisphosphate phospholipase C activity. NCBI's taxonomy places the organism in Eukaryota, Metazoa, Chordata, Actinopteri, Synbranchiformes, Synbranchidae. The transcript has 32 exons.